Solanum dulcamara is the source of this 2143-nucleotide messenger RNA. RefSeq lists its product as uncharacterized. Gene Ontology annotation, cellular component: chloroplast. The record is from RefSeq and is a predicted model, not a curated record. Gene Ontology annotation, biological process: chloroplast organization; regulation of DNA-templated transcription. Gene Ontology annotation, molecular function: double-stranded DNA binding. The transcript is spliced from 2 exons. Bases 87 to 1325 code for a protein of 412 amino acids. NCBI's taxonomy places the organism in Eukaryota, Viridiplantae, Streptophyta, Magnoliopsida, Solanales, Solanaceae.
UAUAAAUUUAACCAUUUCCAUACGACAAAAUAAGUAGGCAACUUAACCCUUUUCAAUUGCAAGCUUCGGUUCUUCUUCUGGAAACCAUGUUUGCUCGAACAUCCAGGUUUCGACAUACUGGCAACUAUGGCUUAGCUUCGUUGUUACCAAAAGCUAUUUCCGGGGCUCAUUUAUUUGAAAAGUUUCUCUUUAGCUCAGUUGGAUUUGCUAAAGACGAUGAAGCAAUUUCUACUACUACCAAGCUUUUUUUCAUUAGUGGAUCAUGGUCUCAGUUUUGCUACUCAACAAAUGCGACCGUUCACUCUCAGAACCCUCUCUUGUCGGAUUACCUCAUCAAAUCACUGGGAUUCUCCAGAUAUGAAGCAAAUAAUGUAGCUGCCAAGUUGAACAGUGUGAAAGCUCCUAAGAAUCCUGAUUUGGUAAUCAAAUUCUUUCAAGAGAUGGGUUUAGAACGGACAGAGAUCAAAAAAUUAGUUUCUAUUACACCGAGACUGCUUUUUUCUGAUGUAAACAGAACCCUUAAACCCAAGCUUCAGUGUCUGCGAAAAGUUAAGGUAUCUGGAUCUGACCUAGUUGAUUUCUUCCUAGCAGACGGAAAGGCUUUAUAUAAAGUAGUAGGUUCUCAUUUGAGGACUAAUUUGGAUUAUCUUGGGAAACUAGUUAGUAGUGAGGAAACUUUGGUUAAACUUAUAAAGAGAUCACCUAGUUUACUUGCUGUCAAUUGUCCAACAAGAUUUGAACCCAAAAUAUUGUUGUUGCAAAAUUUUGGUUUUUCAAAUGCCAAAAUCGAGAAGCUUAUACUUCAGAAACCACGUAUACUUUUGCAAAAUUUCGAGUGGCUAGAGGAGAUAUUGCACAGAGUUGAAAAGGAUUUACAAAUUUCUCCCAAAUCUGGAAUGUUUAUUUACGGAGUUAUUGCUUUAAUUGCACUUGGUAAGUCAACAGUGGAAAACAAAAUGGGAGUCUUCAGGAGUUGUGGAUGGUGUGAUCUGGAUAUAAUGACUGUGUUCAGAAAGCAACCCCUCUGUUUGGUUACGUCAGAAGCUAGAAUUCUGCGAGCAUUGGACUUUUUCACGAGGGUACUCGGAUUCAAACCGGAAUAUUUAAUUAAUUACCCUGCGUUUCUAAUGCUUAGCCUGGACAAGAGAGUGAUUCCUAGAAAUGAAGUACUGAAAGUUUUAAAGGAGAAGAAGCUGAUUCAGGAAGUAUCUUUUUCUCAAGCUAUGUUUAUAUCUGAACCUAGGUUUCGUUCAAGAUUCGUGCUUCCUUACAAGGAUGAGGUACCUAAUCUCUAUGAGUCAUAUGUGACAUGCGUGAGACGUUAGAGACAUGAUGGUCGGUCAAAUGAGGUGUGAUUUUCAUCUUUAUGGUUCAUACUCAUGUCUUUCAGUCAAAUGAAUUUUGUUUCUUCAGGUCUUUACUGUUUUGUAUUUGAAGUUACAACUAUUAGUUCCCCUGCACUGUGGUAAUUUCAUUUUCUCUGUCCAUCCUGCUUAUAUUCGUUUGAUCCUUUUGAGUUCCGGACUAAGCGUGAAUUGAAUAAUCUUGUUUCUCGCUAUAUAUGACUACUCGUUGAAUCCUCUGGUUAUUCUUUUGCUCUACAUGUUUUCCAACUUUUCUUCUGGGCAGAGUGCUUGUUUGUGGACUCUACCUAGACUGCAGAUUCAACAACUAGUUGCAGCAUGUUAAGAGGUUUAUUGUAGCAACUGAGUCUGGAUUACUCUUUAGUUGAAGAUGGAGUUGCACAAUUCCUUUGCCUUACAAGACUUGGCAACAGUUUGGUAAUAGAGGGACACAGAUUUUUUAAGUUCCUUUUGUCUUCCCAUCGGGUGUUCAGUACCUACAUUUGGAUUCCAACUAAAUCUGGAUUUGCGCCGGUAAUGCCAGAACAAUAUUGGUGUCGAUACAAUGAGAUGGAAUUAUGAUUUGUUUUGGGUGAAUUCUCAUGUAUAACUUAGGCCUUAUUUGUUUGCACUUAAUGAAGGUGUUAAAUCUUAAUCAUUCAGAUUUUAAUGAUUAAGUCGGUUUGUUUUCAAGAUUUGAAUCUUAAUCAUUCAGAUGUCAGUCAUUAAGUCUGUUGUUUUCAAGGUCUGAAUCUUAAUCAUUCAAAUUUUAAUCAUGAAGUGUGUUUCUUUUUUUUUUA